This is a messenger RNA of Scleropages formosus (Asian bonytongue), 7462 nucleotides long. Its product is annotated as zinc finger homeobox protein 3-like. Bases 70 to 5148 code for a protein of 1692 amino acids. Gene Ontology annotation, cellular component: nucleus. Gene Ontology annotation, biological process: regulation of transcription by RNA polymerase II. The transcript is spliced from 5 exons. Gene Ontology annotation, molecular function: DNA-binding transcription factor activity, RNA polymerase II-specific; RNA polymerase II cis-regulatory region sequence-specific DNA binding. NCBI's taxonomy places the organism in Eukaryota, Metazoa, Chordata, Actinopteri, Osteoglossiformes, Osteoglossidae. The record is from RefSeq and is a predicted model, not a curated record.
AGGGAGAGAGAGAAAACUUUUCAGUGGGUUUUUAAAGAGCGAGAGGAAGCGCGCGCCGGAGCAGCGACCAUGCAGGAGGAGUGUGGAGAAAGUGUUCAGACAGCUAGCAGUGUGUUGGUAUGGCCCUGCCCACUGUGUCAACAAGAUCGGACAGACAGAGAUGCUCUCGCCCAGCACCUGACUGAUAAACACAGCGUUUUGCCUGCGUGUCUGGACAGACUGCUUGACACCGCUGCACCAGUGCAUCAUGGUAGUGGAAGGGAAAUGGAGGAAACUGAUGAUGAGAAAAGCACUGAUGUCGUCUCUUCAAAGCAGAUGCCCUCUGAAAGUAACGGGGCCCCCUGUGACCUCUCUGAGACGGAGGUGAACAAUGCAGGAUCCAAGCGGAGCAAUGCCAGUACUUGGGUACCCAGGGGCUCAUGGACAAAGGUUAUGCCAUGCCCGGAGAAAGACUCUGAAGGUGAGGAAGAAAGCGAGCAGGAGGGAGUUAAGGACACCUUGGAGUGUGAUGAAGACAGACCUCCUGAUCCAGAAUCUUCAAAAACCUUGAAGAGUGCUCCAAAAAGUGCUGCUAACAGGGACAUUGCCAGUGAUGGAAAGAGCAUCACCAACAGCAGCAACACCAGCAAAGCUCCUAAUGACCCAGUGCUGGAGAAGUUUCUUGACCCAAACCGCCCAUUUAAAUGCAAUGCCUGCUUGGAAUCCUUUACUUCCAAAAGCGCACUGGGUGUCCAUUACAGUUCAGCCACCCACCUACAACGAAUGAGAACGGGGUCAGGGAAACAGGGUGAUGAAAACGAAACAUUGCCAUCCAGCACUGCUGCCUCUCAGCCUUUGUCUCGACCUUUCAUUUCUAACAAGCCCUACCAGUGUGCUGUGUGCCGUGUCUCUUACAACCAUGCAUUUACCUUAGAGAGUCACAUGAAAUCUGUACUUCAUCAAACACGCAGUAGAAAUGCUAUACACAGUGUUUCUGGCACUUCUGAUAAAAAAGGAACUGUACAUUCUGGAAAUGCCAUCACAACAAGUGCAGUGAAUACUCCCAUCCCAGGGGUAGGUUCUGUGGUAAAAUCCGCACACUUUGGAAGUACCAGCACCAGUAGUAUCCAGGGAAGCUCAAAUUCAUUGACAGGAGCAACCAAAGACACAGAGCAAAGCCAGCUACAAACUGUACCCUCAGCUUGUUCGCCUUCAGCGCCAGCCCUUUCUUUGCUCUCGUCUCCCGUGGCCUCACCACAGGCGGUGUCGGCUUUUCUGACUCUGCUCACCUCAAACUCGCAUUCCGUGACCCCUCCUCUGCAGCCGUCGUUGUUUACUGCUAACACCAGCACCCCUCCUGGCACGACAGCCCCCCAGCUGGAACUGAUAGCGCAGCAAAGGCUGCUCAUGCCCCUGUUCCUGAAUGGGCUGCAGAACCAGAAUUCAAAUCUGGACUCUCCCAGUGCGGUUCUGGCCCAUUCUGUUCCUCUGCUUGAUCUCAGUACUGCACAACAGGCUCUGCAAGCCCAAAGACUCAACAGCAUACAGAACCCAAGCUCUGGGCUAUUAGCUGGACUUGCCGCAGUCAUGCAAACCAAUGCAGGGCCAAACGAGAGGGAGGAGACUAGUGAUGUGAUAGAAAAGGCUAACAGAGAGAUUGUGGAAAAGGGGGAGAGUAGCCAAGGGAAGGAGGAACAUGUGAAUGAAUCACUGAAUUCCCAAUCUCAAGAAGGUGAGAGGGAGAGAGUAGAGAAUAUUGCUGUAAAUGAAAGCAGUGUGGAGAGGUGUGUUUCGGAUCCUGAAGGCAUGUUAAGUAAUGAGCAGACCAGGCAGGUAGAAGUCAGUGUGCAUAUUAGUGUGAAAGAAGAAAUAGCUAGUAGUGACUCUACUGAGCAGUCUAAAUUUGAACAGAGGGCAUUUGAAAAGGCAGAUAAAAUGAGAGAUGCAUCUCAGAUGAUUCAUGAUGGGGUGGAUAAACUGAAAUGCAGUAAAUCCCCCAAAAGGCAAAAGAAAACUCUCUCUCUUUGCGACAGUAACUGUUCUAUUAAUGAAACUUCUUUCCCUAGCAAUAUGAAACCCAGUGUUAAGUUUUGUCCUAAGGAAACAACCCAAAGCUCAAGUUCUAGUCUUGACCUGGACAAAAAUACCAAACUCACAAACUGCAUUAACACCAGCUUAAUGUGUAGUAGUAAUAGCAGUAACGGCAGUAGUGGUGGUCCUUCGUUAAUUCAAAAUGAGCAUUUACCACCAUCUGCUGUUUCAAAAAUGAAAAGUUCGAACCCUUUCUUGGGCCUUCCAGGCCUGUCUGAGUUUCAGUCACAGGUGCUUUGGGCGUUUCUGGAGUCUCGCAGUGAUGGAGAUGCAGCCAGUCCUCCCCGGGAAGACUGUGAGGCUCUGGGACGAGAAGUUGGCCUUGAUGAAGCAGUGGUACGUAGGUGGCUGGGGGAUGCCCGGCAAGCUAGGGAGAAAGAGAGAAAUUCAUCUGGUAAGGCGGCAUCCACAGAGGCAAACAAGGCCUUGGACAGGGAUGAGGAGGAAGAGGAAGGUGUCCUUACCAUAGUUGAAACUGAAGAAGGGGAGAGUCCCACAACAAGUAGCCAUGCUGUGGACUUGUCCUACAGUGGAGGGAGGGGGAGCCCUGGGGAGUCUGGCCUGACCUCAGACUCAGACAAUGACGGAUAUUAUACCUCUUUCAUUGUAACAGAUGAGGAGAGCCAAAAUGAUUCAGUUCGGGAAGAGACGGGCAGUUCGCUGAAGGAGGAAGCGGUGAAGGAGGAGAAGGUCUCUGGAAGAGGGAAAGUUCUUCGUUCCUCAACUGUGUUUCUGUCAGAUGCAGAAGACAGUGAGGAGGAAGAGGAUGCUGGGAAUCAUAAAGCAAAAAAGAGAAAAAGAACACAGGUUGAGGAAGUGGAAAUGAAGAAAGAGCGAUUAGACUCGGAUGUAGAUUUGGAGCUGGAAGCUCAAGCUGAUCCUCCUCCUCUGUCAGUUUCUGUUGAACAGCAAGGUAUUCCACGCAUCAGUGCUAGUAGCAGUUUGCAGACCCUCCCUAUGUCUGUCUCCCUCAGUCCCUUUUCCACCCAGUUCCUCAACCCUUAUGUUCUCUCACUACACCCUUCGGCAGUCAGGUUGGCGAUGGCUGAGGGUGACAGAGAACGUGAUAAAGGAAGGCCUCCUGCAUUCCAAAAUCCUCCUGCUAACACCCGUUGUUCUGGCCCUUUCCUGAACUCCCUAAAAGGACCUCCUCCAGCAUCCCACAUGUCACCUGCCAAACCCCUUUCCAAUGGAGGAAUCUGUGAGUCUGCAUUGGAUCUCAGCAUUGGGAAAAAACAGAGCUCCACUUGUUCUUCUUCCCCUGGUGAAAAGACAGCCGUCCAGAGAGAUCAUACAGUGGACGGACUUGGGAUAAGACAGACUGCACUCGCGGUACCAGGGACUGGUGGACUCAUAGUGGUCCGUGUCAAGCCAGAUUCUGCUGUAGCUCUUCCAACAUCUAACAGCAAUGUCAAUAGCAAUAACAAUGCACGGACUAGCACAGUGUACAUCAGGGCUGCAGAGCGAUUGAAUGCCUCCAGAAUGGAGAAGGAGAAAGAGAAGGUACAUGUGAAGGAGACAGAAAGUGAAAAGCAGCAGAAGCAAACUAAAGCUCGACGGUACAGGGACAUGAGGCGAUCCAGGACUAUAAUCCAGACAGAGCAGCUUGAUGUCCUUUAUGGCUGCUACUUCAAAGACCCAAACCCUGGGAAGCACGAGUUUGAGCGAAUCUCAGAAUGGGUCCAUCUACCCAAGAAGGUGGUUCAAAUCUGGUUCCAGAACAUGCGAGCUCGUGAACGUAAAGGCGAGGUGCGUUUCAUCAGUGAUGGCACGUUGGCGGCUGUGGGUAAACCUCUCAUAAAGUUCACUUGGCCACUGACCCUACCCAUCUUCUCAAGUAGUCCUAGUCCAAACACCAGCGCACCCUGCAGUGGGGGGAUCGCAAAGGUUUCUGCUGGAGCCACUUCUGUUACUGCACCUCUAAAAGUAAAGAUGGAGAAAGUGCAGGACAAGGAAAAAAAAGAAAGUAUGCCAAAAGAGGUUGGAGCUGCUGCUUCCCUCUCACUUUUGACUGUGCCUAAAUCCAAACCAGAGUCCCAGGUUCAGGUAGCACUUGCUAAAUCUGCCAAUAAGAUUGUGGCUGCUGCGCCUGCCGUCCCAAUCAUGGUCAUGAAAUCUCACUCUUCUCCUGGAUCACUCUCAUACUCAAAGCGAAAACGAGGUAAAGAAGAAGAAGAAGAGGAAGAAGAAAAAACUGAUGAGGAAGAAGAGGACCAUGGGACAGAGAAGGUGGGUCCUGGGUCCACCAACCGCAUGGUACCAAAAUUAUCCCCUGCACUCAAUGUCAAGCCUCCUGCCUCGGGGUCUCACAAACAUAAUGGUCUGAGUGAUUGGUCCCCAAAGGGUACCUUUAAAAUCAACACUUUGACCAGGGAGCAACUGGGACUGUCGUCAACCGGUUCAUCCGUCACAAAUGCUACCGCCACCUCCACUCCCCCUAACUCAAGCUCAACAGCCAAGUCCAGCCCGCAGGAAGGGGCUUUCCCGCACCAUUCUGCUCCUCGACGACCACGGACACACCUGACAUCUUUACAGGUCUCUAUAAUGCAGUCAUGUUAUGAGACCUGCCCUCACCCCAAUGCGCUGGAGUGUGAAACUGUUGGGACAGAAUUGGGGCUUCCUCUUAAGGUGGUGCAGAUCUGGUUCCAGAAUACCCGAGCUAAGGAGAAGCGGUGGCGGCUGCAGAUGCAGAAACAGUCUCCCAGUGCAACGGAAUCCUCCAAGAAGAUAGACACCAGCUCAGGCAGCUUCCUGCUAUACAAUGCACUCAGAGCCAACCGGCCCAUCUUACCUAAACCAGUGCAGCUGACGGUGCUGGAACCUUCUGCACCCCCAGGCCUUGGCCAACCAGCAGGGCGCGAAACCCUCAGAGGCCGGUGUGAAGCAUGCGGUGUAGAUUUUGAAUCCAGGGCAGCAGGGAGAACCCACGUCUUCUCUCCACGGCACUUAGCCACUCUGAGGUCCACUAACUUUGGUCAGCCACCUUCACUAGUCAGCAAAGGUUCCGGCGCAGGGUCUGCUUCAAGUUCUGGAGUGGCUGCACACCCUUCCCCCAGUACAGCCAGCACCACAAGCUAAAACAUGCUGGUACUGACACUUGGCCCACUGGGCUUUUCGUUUUAAUGGACAUGAAUGGUUCUGGGUCCUUAAGUAUCUUUAGAAUGACUGGGUGAGGCCCCAGCCUCCUCCAAACUUUUUCUUUUACUUUGGACAUCAGGUGGACUUUAUCUUCAGAGCUGUCUAGUUUUGGUACAAAAUGGGGCCCAUUUUAAUAGACUAACUGUUGACUGCUUCACUUAUAGUAAUAAUAUACACAAAACUGCAGUGCUGGAACUGCUUCUCAGUGCUUAUUAUAUAGUGGUUGUUCUUUUUGUGAUUUUAAUGAGCAGGCAGUCGGCUAUUGACCUGUACCUAUUUUUACCCCCCAUCUCCACCCUACUUGCGUUCCCUGUUUGCCCCCUUUUUAAUGCCAAGAGAAGGUUCCUGCAUUGAACCAUAUUCUUCACUGCGGUUUGGGCACGGGCGGCUAUGGAUUCUCUUGCUCAGCCUAAGCUCGUUGUUUUGGGGUGAGCCCCAGUGAACUGGUUCUGGACAAUCCUUGAAGAGUUAAAAGAUGAGUCCGUGGCUCAUAAAAAGCUGAAGGUGGCCCGUAUUCAGAAAACUGGUUCUUGGAUUUUCAACACACUUGAAUAAACUGAAACUGUGGAGAUUAGAACAGUAUAUGGAUUUGUUUAUGCAAAAUCUAUCCUUUUACAUGAGCAUCCUACCUAGCAAAGAACGGCUAUGCAGUGAAGAAUUUGAAUAUGGUCUGAGUAUUGGGGCAUAAUUUUGGAACUGAACAGAGAAAAGGAGAAGGUGAGAAGAUACAUACUUGGCUUUCAAGGAACCACAAAGGUGGUUGAACUAGGCCUUUAACCAAAGUGUUGUAAUCUUUCUCUUUUGCACACUCGUUCUGUCUGUAAGACAAUCCUGGAGAGAAGGGAAGCGUGAAUGAAAGUUUGGGGGUUCAGACUCUCAUUACACAGCACUUGGUGCAUUUUAAAAAAAUAAUGAUUUUGUAUACGAAGGACGUCUUUACACUUGACACAAUAGGUGCUGCGUAUAGGUAUGUAUAUUCUGUGAUGGUGAGCCUAAAAAAAGGAUGAAUAGUCGCCAUUCCUGCUUUGAGCACUGUGUGUACAAGGGCUUGCAUUACAAAUCCGAAAUGCAUGGGUCACACACCUUUGUGCUGUAGAAUGGGAGUCUGAUUUGUUCUUUUUUUUUAAAAAAAAUAUAUAUUUUAAGCAAUUGCCAACAAAGGAAUGCAAAAUCAAAUAUUGUUACACAAGAGUGUUUUAAAAUAAUAUUGGACCUUAAGGUAGAAUGAAUACAUUGAGUUUUAAAAGACAAAACCCUCAACCAACAAUGACCAGUGUCAGUAUCUGCUGACAAUUUCUGUUAAUCCAUAAAGGUAGAAGAUGUGACAAUAAACAGUGGCUAGACAUCUGUGUUAGUCUGCACUAUAACACAGUUCUCCUCCCUCUUACAUCUUGCUUUGCACUGUUUGUCCUUCUGUGUUAGAGCCUAUAAAUGAUUUACCUUGAAAUGGUUCCAAACAGCUCAUCUGAAUUACCCGUAAAGGGGUACUUCCUUUUUCUCUAUUUUCCUUCAUGGCGCUCGAGCUAAAGACGGCGAUGCGCUGCAUUGUACAGUAGUUACAGUCAGGAAGGGCUUGAGCCGACGUACACCGGGGUGGGUCCUUGUGCGGUGGAAAGCAUAAAGAUGCGUUCCUUGAAGAACGCAUGAAAUACUAAAGACGUUUGUUUUUCAGUUUUUGCUUUAAAGUUGUAUAUUAAUAAUGUUGUUACUAUUAAUAUUAAACUCAAACCUAAAAUAAACAUUAAAUAUAUUAAGAGAAGUGUUAUUCCAAAGUUGUUUUUAAAUUACUUUUUGCCAUUAAAAAACCAAAAAACAUUAUUUAGGGAAAGUGAAGAUUGGAUGGAUCAUGUUUUAAUUCUUACUGUAAAGAAUCUUCCAUUACUUGACAGUGCCAGCUAGUCCAGGGUUGGUACAUGAGCUACGGGGGCUGCGUUGCCUCCGCGUCAAAGGACUUUUGAAUAUGGGCUCAGAGAUGAUCAAUUGCUCAGAUUUUUAAGGCUUUUAGUAUAGAUGUAAGUGCUUUAUUUGUUUUAUUCUGUUUGUUUCAGCAAUCCCUUUGAUUCGUAUGCCAUGUUGUAUGAGGAUAGUAGCUCAUGUAUGCAAAACUGGGACAACGCUUUAAAAAACAAAAACAUGAUUGGAUCUCACCAUUUCGUACUGUCAAAGACAGAGGUAAUGAAGGUCUUUAAUUUUUAACCAUUUUUCAAUUUCAUUUUAUUAUCACUAGUAACUGUACUACUAUUGUUAUUGUUAU